Lutzomyia longipalpis is the source of this 714-nucleotide messenger RNA. RefSeq names its product myotrophin-like. Gene Ontology annotation, molecular function: protein binding. The record is from RefSeq and is a predicted model, not a curated record. Lineage: Eukaryota; Metazoa; Arthropoda; Insecta; Diptera; Psychodidae. The transcript is spliced from 3 exons. Bases 134 to 484 code for a protein of 116 amino acids. Gene Ontology annotation, biological process: regulation of barbed-end actin filament capping. Gene Ontology annotation, cellular component: cytoplasm; nucleus.
UGAUAAUUUUUGACAGUUGACAUUUUUUGCAUCGGCUACUUUUCUUUUCGGUAUUUUUCAGGGAAAAAUCUGGGAAAAUAAGUGAAAAUAUUUGCCAAAAUCCCGCAAAAGGAGGUAAAAAUAGUACGCAGAGAUGUCGGAAUUUGUUUGGGCGCUGAAGAAUGGUGAUUUGGAUCAGGUGAAGGAUUUAAUUGAGAAAAAGGGCGUGGACGUUAACAGAGACAUCGAUGGACGGCGCCCCAUUCACUUUGCCGCCGACUACGGGCAGACGGAAGUGCUGGAGUACUUGAUACACAAAGGAGCUGAUGUUAAUGCUCUCGAUAAGCACGGUAUCUCCGUAAUCUUGGCAGCUAUCUGGGAAGGGCACACGAGUUGCGUUGAGACGUUGCUGAAGAAGGGCGCCAGCAAAGAAGGAUCCGCUCCCGAUGGCACCAGCUACCGAGAUGCCGCUGAGAAGCCGGAAAUCAAAGCACUACUCUCCUAAAGAGAAAUUCCAAUCAGAACGUACUUGAGUUUAAUCCUAACAUGACUUUUCCUCAACGAAAAAAAAAAGAAAAUCUUCCAGAGGAAAAGUCUCAACUAUUCGUGUUUGCUAUUGCAUUUUUCAUCGUAUAAAAGAAGUAUUUAUCUUUCAUGGAAUAUAAUGUAAAAGAUAGGAUGCAUCAAUUAUAUAUUUUAAGCUUUUUAUAUUAAAAAAUCACAAAAAAAGCUUUU